Molecule: messenger RNA, 3005 nt
Organism: Mus musculus (house mouse)
Lineage: Eukaryota; Metazoa; Chordata; Mammalia; Rodentia; Muridae
Gene: Txndc11
Product: thioredoxin domain containing 11
Exons: 11
Coding region: 964-2898 (644 amino acids)
Cellular component (GO): cytosol; plasma membrane; endoplasmic reticulum membrane
Source: RefSeq, a predicted model, not a curated record
GGCUCCGAGUCGGAGGGCGGGGCAUCUCUGAAGUGUGGCUGACGUGGAGAGUCCGGGUUAGUGAGCGCCGCUGGCUGCGAGGUCCGGGAGUGACGUGCGGGGCCGGGUCCCCGGGCCCGAGGUGGCGGCAGCGACGGUAUAAAGCCGGCCACGGGGAGCAUGUAAUGUCGGAAUGCGGAGGCCGCGGCGGCGGCGGCGGGAACAACAGCGAGGACGCCGAGGACGAGGGUGGCGGCCCCAAGGGCUCAGGCUCCCUCAGCCCUGCCGGGGCGGCGGCGUCCUUGGAGGGCCGGAUCCGCCGCGGCUUGCGCGGCGCCUCGCUUAUGGCGCGCCAGCGGCCAGAGCUGCUGUGCGGGGCCGUGGCUCUCGGCUGCGCCCUGCUCUUCGCCCUCAAGUUCACUUGCAGUCGAGCAAAAGACGUGAUAAUACCAGCAAAGCCGCCUGUCAGCUUUUUCUCCUCGAGAUCUCCGGUCCUUGACCUCUUCCAGGGGCAGCUGGACUAUGCUGACCAUGUCCGCCAGGAUUCUGAGGUGGUGGUGCUGUUCUUCUAUGCCCCGUGGUGUGGCCAGUCCAUCGCUGCCAGGGCAGAAAUUGAGCAGGCAGCCAGCCGGCUUUCUGAUCAGGUGUUGUUUGUGGCAAUAAACUGUUGGUGGAACCAGGGGAAAUGCAGAAAACAGAAGCAUUUCUUCUAUUUUCCUGUGAUACAUCUGUAUCAUCGGAGUUUUGGACCAAUCGAAUACAAAGGCCCCAUGAGUGCUGUUUACAUUGAGAAGUUUGUCCGCCGGGCGAUGAAGCCGCUUCUCUACAUCCCGUCUCAAUCAGCAUUGCUAGACUUUCUCUCCAGCUAUGAGCCUGGAGUACUCGGAUACUUUGAAUUCAGCGGUUCACCCCAGCCUCCUGGUUACUUGACCUUCUUCACCUCAGCACUGCAUUCGUUAAAGAAAGGUCUUCCCCAGGGAAGUCAUGAACUUCACAGCUGAGAACAUCUAUAAGUGGGCCUCAGAAAACCAGGAGACCCUCUUCCGAUGGCUACAGCCUCAUGGAGGCAAGAGUCUGCUGUUGAACAAUGAGCUGAAGAAAGGACCAGCACUCUUCCUGUUCAUACCGUUUGAUCCCCUAGCCGAGAGACAUCCUCUUCUAGAUGAGAUCACCGAAGUGGCCUUGGAAUACAAUAACUGUCAUGGGGACCAGGUGGUAGAGCGCCUCCUUCAGCACCUGCGGCGGGUAGAGGCACCUGUGCUCCAGUCCCUGGCACCAGAGCUGCCAGCUUCACUGCCUGAUACUCAGCUGAUGGCAGCAUCCCCCUGCUGUAACACGGUGGUGCUGCCACAGGGGCCAGCCCUCUCCAGGACUCACAAUGUCUGUGAGCUGUGUGUCAACCAGACAGUGGGUGGUACCAGGCCUAGCUCAGUGAGUGUGCCACAGUGCAGCUUCUUCGAGAUGGCAGCCGCUCUGGAUUCUUUCUACCUCAAGGAGCAGACUUUUUAUCAUGUGGUGUCGGGCAGCAUAGAAUGCAGCAAUUUUUUAACCUCCUAUAGCCCUUUCAGCUACUACACUGCAUGUUGCAGGACCAUAUCCCGGGGCAUGGCAAGCUUUACUGGCUCUGAACAGAAUGUCUUGACAGCCCCAGCCAUCGAGUUCUCUUCCUUAGAGAAGAGCUGUGAGGCCACUGCCCCGAGCUCCAUUCCUCACAUUGAGGAGAACAGGUACCGCUUUCCUCAAGUGGGCCUCACUAGCACAGCCUUCACGGGCCUGAGCUGCAGAACCAACAAGACCCUGAACAUCUACCUUUUGGAUUCCAAUUUAUUUUGGUUAUAUGCAGAAAGACUGGGUGCCCCGAGCUCUGCUCCUGUGAAGGAGUUUGCCACAAUUGUUGAUGUGAAAGAAGAAUCUCACUAUAUCCUGGAUCCCAAACAAGCCCUCAUGAAGUUCACUCUAGAGUCUUUUAUUCAAAACUUCAGUGUUCUCUACAGCCCCUUGAAAAGGCAUCUCACUGGAAGUGAUUCUGCUCAGUUUCCCACUCAGCAUUUGAUCACGGAAGUGACGACUGAUACCUUCUGGGAAGUAACCCUUCGGAAACAGGACGUUCUGCUGCUCUAUUAUACACAGUGGUGUGGCUUUUGCCCGUCUCUCAAUCACAUCUUCAUCCAGCUAGCUCGGCUCCUGCCAGAGGACACAUUUACUGUGGCCAGGAUCGACGUGUCUCAGAAUGAUCUUCCUUGGGAAUUCAUGGUUGACCGUCUUCCUACCGUUUUGUUUUUUCCCUGCAAUAGAAAGGACCUAAGUGUGAAAUACCCUGGAGACCUCCCUAUCACCCUCCCGAAUCUGCUGCGGUUCAUUCUGCAUCACUCAGACGCUGCCUCUGCCCCCCAGGACCCUGGCAUCAGCCCUCCUACCCAAGACUGUGUCCAGAGCAAGGCAGUGCUGCAGCGCGAACACAUCUCUCACGUGGAGAAUGCGAUGCAGAAGCUGAGAUCUGAGAUGAGCAGCCUACGCCGUACACAGGAGCAGGUGGAGGGCAGGCUCCUUAGUGCCCGCAGGGAUGGGCACCGCCUGCUGCGCCGGCAGCGGACCCUGGAGCAGCAGCACAGGCUACUCCGGCGCCACAGCCAGAAACUGCAGGCUCUGUAUUUAAAGAAGGCGCGAGAGCUCCAAGAGCUGGCUAGAGCCUCAGGAACCCCCCUCCCCGAGCACACAUGGCUCAAGAUCCUUGUGGCCACUAUGGAGAGGGAGCUGGAAGGCCAAGGUGGGGCUAAGGAACCAGCCCCUCUGGGAAAGGCUCGACCGAACCACUCCAAGUCCAUGGGUACAACUCAGUUACCUGGUGACACCCCUCCGCCCUCCACCACCAGCUCCACUUUGGCUUCAGAGACGAAGCAUGAGAAUAGGACAGACUAACUUUUGAAGGAGCCAGAGGUGAAGACUGUACAUUGGGAAUAUAGUUAUGCAAAUUUUAUUGAAAUUUAUUGUAAAUAAAGAUCUUUCUCAGUGGUCUACAAAAUGAA